AUGGCUCGCAAUACCAUGAAAAUGAUUCUUAAUGACUCUAAUGGUGAUGACGAAUUGCAGCUAAUAACGAUAGCUGCAAUGGAAGAAGAGCAACUCAAUAGAGAAAGAUGUUCAAGAAGACAUAGUGGUUCCAUUGAAGGCCAUGCAGUUAUUUAUCGUGAUCAAGUUCAAGGCCAUGAGAGACUUUAUCGAGACUACUUCUCAGAAACAGCUAUAUAUCCUGUUCAUUUAUUCAGGAGGAGAUUCCAGAUGAAUCGAUCUCUCUUUCUUCAUAUUCUAUCUGCGGUGGAAGCAUACGAUCCAUAUUUUGUCCAAAAAACAGAUGCUGUUGGAAUCAUUGGUUUGUCUUCUCUUCAAAAAAUGACAGCUGCUAUGAGGAUGCUCGCUUAUGGAGUAGCAGCAGAUUCGGUGGAUGAUUAUGUGAGAACUAGUGAAAGCAUUGCUAUAGAGAGUCUAAAACACUUUGUUAAGGCGGUGGUUGCAAUGUUUACUGAGAGGUACUUGAGGAGCCCUAACAACGAUGAUAUUUCAAGAUUAUUAGCGAUGGGAAGCAAUCGCGUGUUUCCUGGAAUAUUAGGGAGCAUUGAUUAUAUGCAUUGGAAAUGA
Molecule: messenger RNA, 606 nt
Organism: Camellia sinensis
Lineage: Eukaryota; Viridiplantae; Streptophyta; Magnoliopsida; Ericales; Theaceae
Source: RefSeq, a predicted model, not a curated record